This is a messenger RNA of Anneissia japonica, 3556 nucleotides long. Its product is annotated as bone morphogenetic protein 1-like. Gene Ontology annotation, biological process: proteolysis. Gene Ontology annotation, molecular function: zinc ion binding; metalloendopeptidase activity; calcium ion binding. The record is from RefSeq and is a predicted model, not a curated record. NCBI's taxonomy places the organism in Eukaryota, Metazoa, Echinodermata, Crinoidea, Comatulida, Comatulidae. The transcript is spliced from 16 exons. The coding region runs from base 175 to 2823 and encodes 882 amino acids.
AGAGUGCCAAUAAGCUGGAGCGGAGGAAAGUGGUUUUGUGUUGCGCUGUCCAGCAUGCAGUGAAGUGCCCUAGAUCCGGAAGUAGAAAAACCUGGCAAAGACUCAAGGAAAAGCCCAGCGUAUCAUUCAUCAUCAUCGCUCGGAUCGAGUGAGGCACGGUGCCAAAUAAAGACGAUGCGCACUCCGUCUGUUCUGCUAGUGGGACCCGUUCUCUGUUGGUUUUGGUGUUUUUCCAGAAUAAGAGCAGAGGUUGGAAAUGUUGACAGCAGAAUCGGUCGUGAUGAAUCAGACCAGGCAACAACUGUCUCAUGUUCUGGUAGAGAUAUGUUUCAAGGCGACAUUGUUCCAGAUCCUAGACCUCAUCAAGAAGAGGUAUCUUCAAGACCGAGGCGAAGAUUAGACAAGUUCCUCGGGGCUAGCCGCCAGCGGAGAGGUGUGACGGCAUUCAAAUCCAGAUACUGGCCCAACGCUGAAAUCCCAUACCUCAUUAGCCAAAUGUUUGAUAAUAAAACAAAAACUUUAAUCCGACAAGCUAUAUCAACGUACGAAAAACACACCUGUCUGACAUUUGUACCUAGAACAAACCAGUCGGACUAUGUAUUCUUUUCUGUUGGAGAGGGGUGUUGUUCCAAUGUUGGACGAAGAGGUGGGAAACAAAUCGUCUCUAUAGGAUCGGGCUGCGACACAUUCGGCACAAUUCUUCAUGAAAUCGGCCAUCUUGUCGGAUUCUGGCACGAACAAAGCCGACCAGACAGGGACGAGCACGUCACCAUAAAUCUCGACAACCUACACGUAAAUGGCAAUAACCAGUUUCAUAAGCAGACAAUACAUCAGAUAAAUUCGUUUGGUCAACCGUAUGACUAUGGAUCUAUAAUGCAUUAUGGCCCUUAUUACUUUACCAUCAAUGGACACAGGACGAUUGUCCCCGUUGACCAAAAUGCAAUCAUAGGUCAACGAGAACGACUCAGUGAAGGGGAUAUACGCCAGUUAAGCCUCAUGUACCGCUGCACAAAGGUCGGAGAAUGCGGUGGUACUAUGUUCAAAAUGGAGGGUGAGAUCAAAUCACCUAAUUACCCAAGUCGGAUCCAAUCAAACACAAGCUGCGCGUGGGCAAUAUCUGGCGAAGAGGAGAAUAUAGCAUUGAUGCUUGAGAUAAACGACAUAGAUUUACCAGCUCCAGCUAAGCCGGAUGGUAACUGUUCAAACAAUAGCUAUGUAGAAGUUCGUGACGGUUUUGGCGAGGUUGGCUCCCUAAUUGGACGUUUCUGUGGCAAAGUAAGCCCAGGCCCAAUCACAAUACACUCCGGCGGACUAUGGAUUAAACUACACUUAAUAAACCUAGAUGCUCCGGUCAGGUUUUAUGCCAGUUUUAAGACAGUUUCAUUUAACUACAAAUACACUGAAUUUGAAGGCGUGCUGAAGACUCCGCAUUAUCCAAUGUCCUUUCCUCGAAACUCUAAAAUCGUCUGGAAAAUAUCUCUCCUCGAAGGAUUUUUCGUCAAUCUGAGGAUAGAUGAAUUGGAGGUUCCUGGUAGGUUGUUUUUAAUAGAAAGUGCAACCGGGUGUCGAAGUGAUUAUCUAUCAAUCUUCGAUGGGGAAACCAACGAAUCGCCACUUAUUACCAAACUUUGCCGAUCACAGAAAUCGGUUGGAGUUGUUUCUACAGGAAAUCAUUUACGACUUGAGAUGCACUCUGACAAUUACCAUGACGACGGCGUAAAAUCUCGAUUUUAUGCCAGUUACAAGGCACGGGACAUAGAUGAAUGUAGAAUCAACAAAGGAGGCUGUGCGCAUGCGUGUAUGAAUCUGAUUGGCAGCUAUGCAUGUGGCUGUCGGUGGGGUUAUCGAUUUGCAGAGAAUAGUAGUAACUGUACAGAUAUAGAUGAGUGUAGUCAUGACGACCACGGCUGCUCGCACUUGUGUAUCAACACAGACGGCUCGUACUACUGCGCUUGUCCAGAGGGAUUCUACAUGGCACCAAACGGAAUCGAUUGUCUUGAUAAGAAUGAAUGCGAGGAUGGAAGUAUGCUAUGCGAACAUCGAUGCUUCAACACACAGGGUGGCUACCAGUGCGCGUGCGACAUAGGAUACAUUUUAGCUGAAAACAGUUACAAUUGUGAAGAGAUACAGAACUGUGUACGUUCCUACGAUGAUUACGAGGAUUAUAUUCUCUCGCCCAAUAUUUCGAGUGAUAACACUCAUUCUUUUGAAUGCCUGUGGCACAUAACUGUCGACCAGAAUCUUAGAAUAUCAUUAGGGAUUGAAUUUCAGAAAUGGGAAGAUGACGGUAGUUGUUUAGAUUACAUAAUCAUAGGACAGGGCCAAGGUCCUGGUAGCGGAAUAACAAAAAUAUGUAGUAUAGAGGACUGGCCUGGAGAAGUGGACACUAUAUCAAACAGCAUCUGGAUAAAGUACCGCUCGCAGUGGCCGCACAUUAGUUCCAUUUUGGUCAAUUAUUUUACUGAGGAACGUGGGGACCAUAAGCAGGAGUGUGGGGGUACGAUCAAUGAAACCACAACUCUAGAAACACCUGGGUAUCCGGAUUUUUAUCCGAAUAAAGUUGAUUGCAUCUGGAAAAUAACUGGAUCCAAAGUGACAAUGUCAUUUGAAAACUUCGAUAUUGAGAAACAAGAGGAUUGUCAAUUCGACUACGUCGAUAUCAUGGAUGGAGACGUAGAACACCCAGCAAGAAUUGGAAGAUUUUGUGGAAGUAGAUCACCACCUACAGUGCUACGAUCAGUAACUGGUGAAGUUUGGAUUAAGUUUCAGUCAGACGCAACAGUCCAAGGAAAAGGAUUUCGAGCUAUCGUCAACGUAGAAUAGUCAGACCAAUGUAAUAUUUACGAUCUUAGUAUUUGUUGUGCAUGUCAAUUAACAAUUGAGUCAUCUCUAAGAAGGGAUAUAAUAUGCCCAGGAAAUAUUAUACACUCAAUUUAAAUAAUACGGUGUAUUAAUUAGUCUUAUUUUGGGAGGUGGGUUGAUGGUGGUGCUUUGGGUAAAUAACCAUAUUUUUUUAUAGAUAGGGAAAAAACAUGUUCAGAAAAAAAAUACUGGUGAAUUGUUUUAUAUAUUAAUAAUCUUUAGAGAUUUAGCUAUAUCAAUGACUUUUGUAUUGUUACAGUUAAGAUUUCUUGGUAAUGUUGUAAUUAUAUUAUUAGGGAGAUUUUUGCAACCUUACGAAAACGAAUACGUCAUUAUCAUUAACGUCAUUCGUGUCUAAAACAUUCUUGACAAUGUGCUGAAUAUGAUCCUUGAUUCAUGCAAAGACAUGAAUCGCCUACGUUGUGACGGUUAGGCCAUUGUAGGGGAUAGGAAGAAUUGUCUAAAAAAUUGAUAAUGUAACAGGCCCGUAUUUAGGAAUUUCAAUGGGCGUGGAUGGGGGGGGGGGGUUCGGGCUUGGGACUAUGCCGAACUCAUUAUCAAAACCCACAUACUUCUUCUCUCCCCUAAAUGGGGACUUUAUUCAGUGUGAUAGGCCUCAGGCCCUUUUACAGUAUAAAAAAAUAUACAUUUUUAGUGCUUUAAAUAAGGCAAGACUUUUUUUAUAACUUGUUUA